UCAAAAAUGUCUGUUUAGGAAGGGAAGCAUACAUGCAUGCGAAUAUAAAAAUGCUACUAUACUGUUUCGCAUUGUCUCCGCCUAGUUAACUGAAGACGUGGGUAUCUCAUGUGUGUUUAGCUGGGAUCGCGGUUGGAGAAACCUGAAGACUUGUCAUGUCCGACAAGUGUCCCAAACUGAAGCUGAAGAGGAAGAAGUGUGCAGCUCAGGAGUGCAGCUUUGUGACAGAGCGCAAAGCCCCGCGGCAAAGCGCCUCCCAGGCCGGCCAUGCCGGUGCCGCGGCGAGCACGAUGCCUGCCGCACAUGAUGCAUGGUGGGAUAAGGCCGACCUCCCGGGGAUGCAGCAGCUGUGGGCAUCUGUCUUGAAGGCUGCUGUCCCGCAGCUGGGGCAGGACAUCUGGAAAGCUGUGCCCGUCCUUCCUGCGGCUCCUCCGCCGAAGCCGUCAGACGGCGAGAGUGCUGGGGGCCGGUGGUGCUGCCCCCUCGCCGACGAGGUGCCUCCCUUCCCCCCGGCCGUUAAUCCGCAUGUCCGCCCCGUCACCAACACGGACAUCUGCACGCCCAGCAGUCCUCUGCGCCCGGCUGAUCCCGGGCCAGAUCCGAGGAAAGACGGGAGCGCGCGGCGGGCCUGCGAUCCUGCUGGCCGGCAGGUGCGAGGAGGAGAGAUGGCGGGGGGCGGCGUCCGUCUGGACACGGCGAUGGGGCGGCGGCCCCCGGCCUUACGGGAGACGGCGGCGGCCGUGGGCGGGAGCCCAGGGACCGCAGGGGCGGCCGCGGGCGAGAGAUACUCGUGUGGCAUGACUGAGAGCGGCCCGGAGACGAUCCCUACGGGGCUGCGGAAUGAGUCCGAGUGCCUGGGGGCUGAUGGGAAUCUGAGAGGGGCCGCCGGCUUGGCAAGCUGCCCCCUGUGCACCAUGGCGUUCCCUGCCGGGUUCAGCCAGAUGGACUGUGACGGACACCUCGCCAAAUGCCUCUCCGAGAUGAAUGAAGACGUCACAUGGUGAUCCAGUCUUUCGGUUGAUUCAUUCUCCCGUUCUGCUUUCUCUAUGCCAAUCUAAAGAUUGCGUUUGCAAGUAUUUCAGUUCAUUGUGUCUUUACUGUAUCACUGGCAUUGUAGAGUGUGGAAUAUGUUGUUGUCAAUGUCAAACAUGGAGUCAGACAGCAAAGUUGUUCGGAAACUGAACAUCUUACCAAGAAGAUUCAAUUACCAGGUUGGAGCCAUGGAAGGUUAUUUCAAACUGGAUCACAUCAGUAGACGUUCCACUAUAAAAUGGGUACUGAACUGGAAAAUAUUAUCUGUACAAUCUGCUCUUGAAUGUCUGGUGGACAGCUAAAUGCAUCCAGAUGAAAAAAACGUGAAUCUAUACAUGCAUGCCUUGAGUCUUCUUGGAGUGCGAUUCUGUUUUCCCCGACGACUCAUUUUUACCCAUGAAGCCCUUUCCUGUCUGCACACCUCCUCAAUUCUGCUUCUCCUGAGAUUACGGAUCUUCUUGGAGCACCAUGCUAUGUACUGAAAGCCUGUGCUAUGUGGAAGCACUGACCUUCCAGAGAAGCAGGACCCUUCGUCAGGCCGGAGACUCAGGCCAGUGCAGCAUGGAUCCUGAACUCAGACGACAGAUGGCCGUGUACUUUCCGCUUUGUGUUCCAAGCCCUUCUCUUGGUCUCUCUGGUGUGGUUGCCUCACAAAAAGUUCAUCCAGUGCCUGUGGGUUCCUCCAAAAUCGCCACAGUUGCAUCAUGUGGCAAUGCGUCAUGUGGCAAUGUAGCUGCCGCUACAUUGCCACAUGAUGCUAAUAGGUGCAAUCGCCAGAUAUCCUUGACUGUGAUAAAUGAGUAAUUGAAAGAAUGCAGGGAGAUCCAUGGACCCCUGAAGUAUGUGGUAAUACUUGCAUGACCCAAAAGAGACCAAGCAGAACCAAACAAAUGUCAGAAAGGAAAACCACAGUUAUGGGGGUACUGGGAAGAACCUACUACUGGUUUAAACACGGCCGUUACCAUUGGUUGUAAAAGUCUGAGAAGGCAUUAAAGAACGCGUCAUGUUCCAUAUUAA
Molecule: messenger RNA, 2049 nt
Organism: Paramormyrops kingsleyae
Lineage: Eukaryota; Metazoa; Chordata; Actinopteri; Osteoglossiformes; Mormyridae
Product: FA core complex associated protein 20
Cellular component (GO): Fanconi anaemia nuclear complex
Molecular function (GO): ubiquitin binding
Source: RefSeq, a predicted model, not a curated record